This is a messenger RNA of Phialemonium atrogriseum, 2833 nucleotides long. RefSeq names its product acetyl-CoA synthetase-like protein. The transcript has 3 exons. NCBI's taxonomy places the organism in Eukaryota, Fungi, Ascomycota, Sordariomycetes, Cephalothecales, Cephalothecaceae. Bases 418 to 2502 code for a protein of 694 amino acids. Gene Ontology annotation, molecular function: long-chain fatty acid-CoA ligase activity. Gene Ontology annotation, biological process: long-chain fatty-acyl-CoA metabolic process; long-chain fatty acid metabolic process. The record is from RefSeq and is a predicted model, not a curated record. Gene Ontology annotation, cellular component: lipid droplet; endoplasmic reticulum; plasma membrane.
GUACAAUGCAGCAGAAGCCUCGGCCCAUGCCCCGCAUCGUCGUAUCACUAGCGAUAGGUGCACACCUUUAGUACUACACAUAGCUGUGUUACCGUGUACUUUAAAGAGUAGGUCCGUUUAAACAGGUUUCUGGAAAUCUCAAGCACUCUUUUUAUAUGACAACUUCCUUCCACCGGCUGUCUCCUAUGAAUAAGACCUGCAUCUCAUCCCUUGCUGUUUUCUAAGACUUUCCGCUUUUCACCCGACGUAUCCGUAGAGGUGUGCGGAAACCGGCAACAGGGACCACCUAACUGAAUAUAUUAGCUACCUACGUCAUCCCUGAGAGCUCCCAAGGUUGUCUCCAUCCACCUCUCUCUAGACUGCUCCUCCCAAACGGCUUUCGACGACCACGACCACCACCGACACAUUAAACCCAUCAUGGCGUUCCGACAAGGGAUUAUGCCGCUGCACAUGGUGCAGAAACCCCCAUUCACUGUCGAGGCCCCUGGCUAUAAGCCCGUGGAGGGCGAGACUAUUCCCCGAAGGCACCCAAAGGCAAAGGACGGCCUGCUUGAGCGCCCAGCCCCCGAGGUAGCCACGACCUUCGACCUCCUGAACAGGAGCGCCGAGAAGUAUGCGGAUGAGCCCGCAAUCGGCAGCCGGAAGCUUGUCCGCACCCACAAGGAGAUGAAGAAGGUGCCGAAGGUCGUCGAUGGCGAAGUCAUCGAGGUCGAGAAGGAAUGGACAUACUUUGAACUAUCGAACUAUUCCUAUAUCACAUACCGGGAGUAUGCGACCCUGGCUCUGCAGGUUGGUGCUGGCUUGAGGAAGCUGGGGCUCUCCCCGGGUGAGAAGGUGCAUCUAUUCGCAACUACUAGCGCAAACUGGCUUACCAUCGCACAUGCCUCCUCGUCUCAAUCCUUGACCAUCGUCACAGCCUACGACACCCUCGGCGAGAGCGGCGUCGAGCACUCGCUCGUGCAGACCAAGGCCAAUGCCAUCUAUGUGGACCCGCAUCUCCUCAAGACCGUAGCUAAGCCGCUCAAGACGGCAAAUUCGGUCAAGUAUCUCAUCUACAAUGACGCCACCCACCAGCCCAUCCCCGACGGUCAAAUAGAGUCCUUCAAGUCCUCCAACCCCGAGCUUACCGUACUGUCCUUUGAAGAACUCCGCGCCCUCGGCGAGGCCAACCCUGUCGACCCCGUCCCUCCCAAGCCCGAAGACACCUUCUGCAUCAUGUACACGUCCGGGUCAACGGGCCCGCCGAAGGGGGUCCCCGUCACGCACGGCGGUUUCGUCGCCGCGGUCGCCGGACUCCACGCCGUCGUGGAGGAAACGGUCAGCCACGCGGAAAACGUGCUGGCGUACCUGCCGCUGGCCCACAUCUUCGAGCUCGUCCUCGAGAACGUCGUCGUCUUCGUGGGCGGGACGCUCGGCUACGGCUCUCCCCGCACCCUCUCCGACUCGAGCAUGCGCAACUGCGCCGGCGACAUGCGCGCCUUCAAGCCGACCGUCAUGGUUGGGGUGCCGGCCAUCUGGGAGACGGUCAAGAAGGGUGUGGCAAGCACGGUGGAUAAAUCGGGUGCCCUGACCAAGGCCUUGUUCUGGGGGGCCUUCAACCUCAAGUCCUUCCUCGUGGCCCAUAACCUCCCCGGCCAGACGCUCCUAGACGGGAUCGUAUUCGGCAAGGUGCGCGCCAUGACGGGGGGGAGGCUCCGUUUUAUUGUCAAUGGGGCAAGCGGGAUUUCCGAACAGACAGCCCGCUUCAUGUCUAUGGUCGUGGCCCCCAUGAUGAACGGGUACGGCCUCACAGAGACGUGCGGCAACGGCGCGCUUGGCUCCCCGUUGCAGUGGACCAUGUCGUCGAGCAUCGGGCCCAUCGCCGCGGGCGUCGAGGUCAAGCUCGUGUCACUGCCCGAGCUCAACUACAGCACCUCCACGGACCCGCCGCAGGGCGAGAUCCUCAUCCGUGGACCCGCCGUGUGCGCCUCCUACUACGACAACCCGGAGGAGACGUCCAAGGCGAUGACGAAGGGCGGGUGGUUCAAGACGGGCGACAUCGGCGAGUUCGACGACAACGGCCACCUCAGGGUCAUCGACCGGGCCAAGAACCUCGUCAAGAUGCAGGGGGGCGAGUACGUGGCGCUCGAGAAGCUCGAGGCCGUCUAUCGCGGCUCGCGGUACGUGAACAACAUGAUGGUCUACGCCGACAGCGAUCACGCGCGGCCCAUCGCCGUCAUCUGCCCCAACGAGAAGGAGCUGGCUAGUAAGGCGGCCGAGCUGGGCGUGGGCGAGCAUCGCAUGCACAGCGACGAGAAGGUGCGCGGCGCCGUGCUCAAGGACCUGCUCUCCGCCGGGAAGCAGGCCGGCCUCAGCGGCAUGGAGCUGGUCGCCGGUGUUUUGAUCGUCGACGAUGAGUGGACUCCUGCAAAUGGCCUCGUGACUGCUACGCAGAAGGUCAACCGUAGGGCCAUCAAGGAAAAGUGCGGGAAAGGAAUUAAGGAGACGUUUGGAUCUAGCUAAGUAGGCGAUGGGCGAGGUAAAGCUGGUUGCGCUUCUGUCUCGGUUGGUGAUGUCACUCUCGGUGGAAAGUGACCUGCCGGCUGGCUGGAAUGUUUGGUAACGUAAUGAUUGCAUUGUAUUGUCCUAUUAUUUUCCACUUUGUGUACUGAGCCGGCCGUUUUGGUAGUUGAUUUGAGAAAGAGAGUUGCUGCUGUCGGGGCUACGGCGGGCGGGGGUGGGGAUGCUCGGAGACAAUAUUGACCCGGAGUGGCCAGGGACCCUUGAACAUCAAAAAGUCCCGGGGAUGUGUCUGUGAGGCCGUGGAUCCUCCCUUUCAAACCUACACAGGAGC